This is a messenger RNA of Hydatigera taeniaeformis, 1497 nucleotides long. NCBI's taxonomy places the organism in Eukaryota, Metazoa, Platyhelminthes, Cestoda, Cyclophyllidea, Taeniidae. The record is from the annotation of a GenBank genome assembly.
AUGAAAGUCCAGGGCGAAAUCGCCAGUGGUGACACUUGGGGCAAAGUCUUGCUGGUCUGUGUUGAUGGUGGUGUCUACGCUCUCGAAGAGCAUCAACAACCUCUUCUUCUCAUUGCAAAAAAUGUUGACGUGAAGCAAAUCAAAGUGGCGGAGUCUUUUGGUGUCAUGAUCAUCCGGUACGACAAAGGUCGAGAAUCGCGCAUCUCCGUUCUGCAGUUAAGUGAUUUACCCCUUGCAGAGAUCAUCGACCGUGCUCUAUUAAAAAAGCACAUGUUGGACAGGUCAAAGGGUUGUCACAUAUUCUCGACAAGUACUUCAGCAACGAGGCCAUUGCGAUUAGUGUUUGCCGUUGGCAAGCGACUCGUAAUUUACCAAUGGCAAGUGGAGAUCACCGGCAGAUCGUUAUCUUCGUGGAAUCAGUUCACCUACUCUGAGCUUUCAGCGCGUUUUGUUUUUGUUCGUGAAGUUCCCACAAGCGAGGCAGUCCAGGUGCUGAGCAUUCUUGAUAGCAAUAUGGGAGGUCGUAUUUGCGCCGGUUACCGCAAUCAAUUCGACCUGCUGGAUGAACGAACCGGUGAAACGCUUCAUCUCUAUCGAACUGAAAACGCCAAAAGUCAGCCUGUUGGUGUAGUGGAGAUACGUUCCGAUGAUGAUAUAGAACUCCUCCUUUGUUUCAAUCGCAACUGUUACCUGCAGCGGAUCACGAAGAGGUCCUCGCCAUUCCACAACCAUUCAGAUAUAUUCAAUACCUACUCAUCCAUUGAAGGGAUGGAGCAUCAGUUCGUCGAGGGAUUUGGCUCUACUAGCAUGGCAAUGAAGUCUUUCAUGAAUAGUGGUCGUGGUCAAACGGCUGCCACCACUGACUACAACUUCUCAUGGAAUUUCGAACCUAAAAACAUCGUUCUUGCACCGCCAUACAUUCUGGCGUUUACAGAGAGUGCCGUCGAAUUCCGACUCCUAAUUAACGGAAGUCUUGUCCAUACAAUGACAGUUCCCAACUGCCUUCUCCUCUCAUCUAAGGCAAGUCUACCAUUUUCGCAUCAAAGCAGCAUGACAUAUAUUUUGCUUCGAGUUCGGAAGCGCUACAUCAAGGCGCUCAAUGCCAGCCAACACAUCUACUUUCCCCGCAGACAUACGAAGCUCCACCGUGGCACUCACGACAACCGCCCUCCUCCCAACUUAGCGGGGGUCAAAUUAGAAAUAGGAAAUCCAACACCACAAAGCGUUGCCCAGGAUAUCGCAUGUCUCGCAUCCUCAACCUGUCUGACCAUGGGCUCUCCAUUUACCAACUGUUCGUUGGAUAACAGUGGAAGCCAACACCAUUCCAUCCGCUACAUCUACUACAUCUCUCUACAGACGCUAACUGGCCGACACUACGACGAUAGUCCUGACAGAGGCAGCUGUGAGUCCCCCAACCCAGUUAAAGUGCUCGCGAAAAUACGUGACCUCCGUGACACACCAGAAACACUGCAAUUCUUUCCGCUUACUCCCUCUUGA